Molecule: messenger RNA, 420 nt
Organism: Prunus mume (Japanese apricot)
Lineage: Eukaryota; Viridiplantae; Streptophyta; Magnoliopsida; Rosales; Rosaceae
Source: RefSeq, a predicted model, not a curated record
AUGGAGAAAGUUUUGAAUAUUCUAUGUCCUUGUGCUGAGCUAAAGGCAAGUCCACACAUUGAAACAAAGUUAAAGUGGUGGAAAAUACAAUAUAGUAUAAUUUAUGACAUCAUAAAUACAAGUGGAUUUGCAUGGAAUGAUGUGAAAAAAUGCAUUGAAGUUGAUAGUAAUGAAGCUUGGGAGACUUAUGUGCAGCACCACAAGAAUGCAGUUGAAUGGAGGAACAAAUCAUUCCUAUUAUUUGAUAGACUUGCUAAUUUUUUUGGAAAGGAUCAUGCUAAUGGAAAAGGGGCUAAAGUCCCUAGUGAGAUGAUGGAAAAGCAAGGGAAUAAUGAAGUUGAUGCUAGUGAUGACAAUGAUACAGAGGAAAAGAGGAAAACAAGAGGAAAAGAGGCUCAAGUGAUGAAGACAGAAUUGUGA